This is a messenger RNA of Acaulospora colombiana, 459 nucleotides long. The record is from the annotation of a GenBank genome assembly. NCBI's taxonomy places the organism in Eukaryota, Fungi, Glomeromycota, Glomeromycetes, Diversisporales, Acaulosporaceae.
AUGAACUCGAAGAGAGGGAGUUGGGGAACGGGUCAGCUUGGAAGGGCGUUUAAGUAUAGCUCUUUUAAACAACAACAACAAUUGAGAAAACUGACUUGUUGGUCGGUUUAUGGUUGGAGAGGGCAGGUCAAAGCCAGGAAGACGCACUUCGGCCACGAGGCACUCGUCCAAAACUCAACUCAGUCAGACGCACAAAAUACCCAUAAAAACCUCGGUCUUGCCACCACCUCAAAUGUCAUCUACAACUGGUAUGUGAUCAAGAAAGAACAGUGUAUUCAAAGAAGCAGCAAGAGGGGCGGCACCCAAUUCAAGGCAAGAGCGAGCAUGAAUAGGAGGGAGGUUUUGAAAAGUGGGGUCAUAUGGAUUGUGGUUAUACGGAAGCAAAAAAUUGGACGGAUGAACGGAAGAGGCACAGGUACAAUAGAAAAGGCUCAACUCAUUUACGAGAUCACUCGCUAA